Asterias rubens (European starfish) is the source of this 611-nucleotide messenger RNA. RefSeq lists its product as uncharacterized. NCBI's taxonomy places the organism in Eukaryota, Metazoa, Echinodermata, Asteroidea, Forcipulatida, Asteriidae. Bases 72 to 611 code for a protein of 179 amino acids. The transcript is spliced from 4 exons. The record is from RefSeq and is a predicted model, not a curated record.
GUUUGAGUCGGUCCUCAUCAGCUUGCACAGCAACUGAGAGGAAACUGCUGACCCUGAUAGAAAAGGCAACCAUGAUAACUACAGAAAACCGAACCCUGCUCAUUCAAAUACUGAGAAAACUCAAUACGUCACAACAGGAGUUAGAUAAUGGUGGUUUGCCAGAAGGAUUGACUUUUCCCUUGAAAUUGUUGAGGGAUGUGAGAGACCUGGAGGCCCUCCUUCAAAAUUUCGAGAAGGAGAAGCUUUUGGUCACUUACUUAUCCAAUAUUGGUGGAGAGAAUCUUGGCAGUACGGUCAGACGAAUUCUUGUCUGCGUAUUGACCAAUGACCUUGCAAAGCAGUUUAAUUGGAUUGGAAAAGGCACAAAGGAGGCCUUCUGUAAACUUCGUCUGGUGAAUGUUGUACAUCGAGCUGUUCGCAGAAAUCCAGCCGUCAGAUCUGCGACAAAUGCUGAGAUAGAUUCCAUCAUAAAAGAUUGGUUUCGCUAUGCCAAAGACCGUGAUGGUGGAAGGACGAGAAGAGCAAGUCAGGCCAGCGUUAGUCCUUCCGAAAAUGUCAGCCAGGAAUCUACUGAAGACUAUGGUUCCAGUGAUGAAGAUGACCGUCCCUGA